GAGCCGAUCAGCUGUUCAGUAACAUUCUAAAAUCUGAUACACUCGGUGGGACCGGCCAGGCCGGGGGUGAAAUAACAGAUGGCCGAGUAGAGUAGCUGGGGAGCUUUUCUUCCAUUCCCUCGCUCUUCCCCCUAAAUUAAACGAGCAGGCUGCACUGCUUUCUGUUCAAUCACAUAGUUCUACCUCACUUCAACUGCCAGCGAGGUGUUUUUUUUUGUUGUUGUGUCUUUUUUUUGUUUGCCGUUUGUUUUUUUUUCAUGGUGCAGUCUGCAGAUAAUUCGGUAACAAGAAGAAGGCAGAGAGACAACCUCAGUGCGGGAGGUUGUAACAUUGGAGAAGCAAGUUGGUGGUCUCCGUUCUCGUUGCAGGAGUGCCGUCUCUCUCCUCUCGCUGGUGAGGGGGAGCAUGUCCGAGAUGCCAAGUGCUGGCCUUCUUUUCAACUGAACCAAGUGGUCACCGUAUGACAGGCCUCCGAGCUGUGCCCUCCCUUCAGCUGCCCACCAUCUGAGGGAUCUUCCUGUGCUGCUUGCCCACCAGCCUCCUGCCAGUCCCUCGAAGAUCGGUUGCCUGCCUGUGCAUUAAGCUGCGAGCCCCCCGCCCCCCUACGAUCAGACUGCCAUGUUCCACCGAUUCACCAGCUUCUUCUAUGGGGACUCUGAAGAUGUCUGCGCACAGGCUCCUGAUCCCAGAUUAAUCGAGAAGGAGGACGAUGGCUGGCUAAUCGUUGACUUUCCAGUUGUGAAUCGAGAUGCUUGCAUUACCCCCUCAAGCGAAGAAGUGGAGGUGAAGGCAAACACUACCGUGCCUGACGACACCCCUCCUCCACCGGCCCCUUCUUCUCUUGAGUCUCUUUCUAGUGGCAGUGACUCCAGUCCUGCCCGGUCUUCGGCUGGCACGUUGGAAGAGAGUUGGUUUGUCACCCCUCCCCCCUGUUUUACUGCAGAAGGCCAGGAUGACAUCCAGGUGGAGAGCAGCCCUUUGGAAAACCUGCUCAUUGAACACCCGAGCAUGUCUGUUUAUGCCGACAGCAACACCAACAUCAGUACCCUGGAGGACGUCAGCGAGAUCAACAUUGGAACGACGGCUCAGACUAGGGUGGAACGUUGGGCACCCCCGGCUCCUGCAGCAGUGCUAGGGCGAACGGGCAUCUUGGAAAAGGCAAAUCAGGUCCGCCGCAUCCAACGGGCGAAACAGCGGGUUGAGAAACGCCAGUUGAGCCGCAACCGACUCCAGAGGCAGAACCUAGCGAGGGAGAGCCGCCACCGACGGACCAAACAUCAUGGCAACUUUGUGUACCAGCCACCCCGGCGCCAGUACAACUACUAAACCACUUCAGGAAACCGGGUAGUUUGGGUCAGUCAGAUGGCAUUAACAAUAAACCUUGGGCAAACUGUGCACCUCACCGCCGCACGGUUUUCAUUGUAGCUGGCCUUUUUGUUCUGAGGUAGCUCUUUCAAAAUAAAAACAAUUUGUUCCAUACUCCAACAGGGACACAUCAUAUGGGACCUUCUCUUGUCUUUCCGCUUAGUUCACCUUUUGUUUUCAGGAACAUGCAAAUGAGCUUGCCCGUUUGCUUUCCUUCCUAAUUAAGCUAGUAGAACCCAGUGCUCGGCUUUGCUUCAUUCAGACAAACUGAAAUGCUAAUGUGCCAACAGGAGAAUUAGUGAACCUUCUACCACUCUUGCCUAUUCCAGCCUGCAGUCAGUCAGCUAUAUUGGGUUAACUUAGCCCGACCAGGGUUUGGAGCUCAAGUUAGUUAAUCAUUUUCUGCUUGAAUCCAUUUCACUGAGGGGAAAAUACUUCCGAAGGACCUGUUCCUGUGCCGUACUGUUUUAUGCUCUGUAGACAGGCACGUGAAUGUGAGGGAAAUGCAGGGAUGUGGACACUGUGUAGGCAGAAGGGAUUAGUUUAGUUGGCCAUUUGAUUACUAAUUUUAAUUGGUUCAGCGCAAAGGGCCUGUUCCUGUGUUUAAAUUGAUAUCACUGUAAAGAGUUGUCAAUAAGUUUACAGAUUACUCUGGACUUUUCCCUCACCAGAUCAAGUUCCCUUUGCAUAAUAGAUCUGGCCGAGAUCCAAUCCUGAUGAAGGGUCUCGGCCCAAAAAUGUCAACUGUUUAUUCCUCUCCAUAGAUGCUGCCUGACCUGCUGAGUUCCACCAGCAUUUUGUGUGUGUUGCAGUGAGAUCACCCAUUAUUUAAACUAGCUGCAUUUAAUGGGACAUGGCCUCAGGAAAGUACAGCCCAGAAAUAGUGUACCAGACUAAAUACUACCACACAAAAAUAACAUGCAAUGCAGAUUGUGUACAUGAACGCUGGAACUCUGAAGUGAACCAAAAAAAAAAUGCUACUGAGAUCUAACAAAGGGUUCCAUUAUGUACUGUGACCUUUGCAUUCAAGGUGCUGAGAAAACCACUGUGCAUUUGGAAUAAUUCUGUUCAUUUUGUGGGUGAUAGCUUCCAUUGUCAAAUCUUCUUGGGCCCUUUGGUUUUGCAGUCUAUUCGUGCUAGUUUUGGAUGCCUCCAUCCCAAUCUCCAGCUUGUCAGCGAUGCUAAGAAUGCUUAGCUUUUUAAUUGCUUCCCCUCUAAAAAUGAACUUUCUGCAGUUUUGAAUGAACAAAUGCUUGUGGGGCGCCGGUGGCAUGCUUCUGACUCCAAUGACAAGGGUGUGUUUGAGAUGCUUUCAUUAAAUACUCAGUGCACUGAACCUCUACUGGUGUAACUGGGGCUUUCAACAGCAAUUCGUAUCUACCUACUAACUUGUACUGAAUGCCUUGUUAUAAAAGAAAGUCCUUAUACUAGGGUCUGACUAUGGAUCUAUCCAAGUGUGGUGCUGAACUGAUAGAAUAAUACAAUUUUAUUUUGUAACAGAAAACAUGUGAGUUUGUGGACAGUAUUAUUUCUUGAUUACUACAACAACUAAAGGUUUUGAAGUUUCUGCUGUGCUGCUGUUGAGAUCAGUGCUCUGAAAUAGAAUUACUUGUCAGUGACUGGGAUGAGAGUGUUUUACUGAUGUAUGUUUCUGAAUAAUUUAUUUAAGGAUAAAUGUGUUUUGUGAGCUACAGUUUUUCAUGCUAAACUACACAGCACAGGCUCUCUCAGGGACAAUACUCCACAAUGCAGUGUGUUUGUUAAUUUAAAUUAAUAUCCAUAUAAAUAAGAAACAUGAGGCUUAUGUACAUAAUCUUUUGUUUUUGGGCUCCUGUUCAUCAUGGAUUUUGGGUGGCUUAUGUGGAGUAAUAGUAACUUUUCUCUCAGGAUGAAGAUCGCUACUGUUUGGAUAAAGCGGCGGCUUCAUUAACUAAUAAUUUUCUGUCAGUGCUAUUUUGAGAUUUGAUUAAGUUAUCGUCUCCAGUCUAUCACAAUGAGGUGAUGUACUUGGUUGGAAACCUCGACAGAUGAAUCUCCACCUUUCAAGAUCACUGUUAAGCUUUAGUUCACUUGUUCUGUGACAAACUUCUAAACCACAAUUGCUUGGUCUAUUUGAGAGGACCAUAUCUUUAAUUACAAGUCCUUGAAUGUGAUCAUGAUUGAAAUUGUCUGAUUUAGGGAUGCCACAGUAGUAUUACAGCUCAGGGUGCUGGGAGUUCAAUUCCGGUGCCGCCUAUAAGGAGUUUGUACAUUCUCCCCAUGGUGCGUGUGGUUCCUCCGGGUACUGCGGUUUCCUCCCACAGUCCAAAGACAUGCUGGUUAGCAGGGUAAUUGGACAUUGUAAAUUAUCCUGUGAUUAGGAUAAUGUUUAAAAAGGUGGAUUGCUGGCUAUAAGGGCCGGAAGGGCCUAUGCCAUGCUGUUCUCUACUUAUGAAGCAGUUAAUUUCUGUCUAAUGUAAGGGUUGAUAUACAACACUCAGUUCUCUGUGCAUUGCUUGAAGUUUAUAUAUAUCUAUAAUACCUGAACUUAAAGCAAUACUUUUAUAGGGGUAGGUGGAGCUAAUACUUUAAAAAAUGGCAUUUCUCCUCUUUUCCCCUAUCACCAAGCUGUGGCUUUGAAAUGUAAAAUCCUCAAUGCAAAAGAAGCAACUUUGGAUUUCAGUAGUGAAAUUUCAAAAAGAGAAUGUUACAAGGUUGAAACAGGCUAAUGAAUCCAUUAGAUCAGGGGUUUCUCAACCUGGGGUUCACAGACCCCUUGCUUAUGGUGUUGCUCUAUGGCAUAUAAAAGGUUGGGACUCCUGCAUUAGAUCUUUGCUCGUAUGUGCCUCUGGAUGAGCUCUAUAUAGUAAUCCCUCUUUAGUUUUAUUUCCAAUAUCACCUUAAUUUUCCAAUUUUUUCUGGAUAUUUUUCAUUUUGUUUUCUGAUGUAUAAUAUUUAAACAUUAGAUACUGCAUCAUGCACAUCUAAUUAGCACUAAAAUGCCAUACUACAAACCUUAGAAUAAAACACAAUACUAGAGCGUGUUCUGUCUUUUAAAUUUUGUGGUUCUAUUAUUAAUUGUGUACUGCUGAGAAACAUUUUUUUUUGUUAGCAUAGUGUCUGAGUCCUUGUUCUAACUGCAGUCUGAAUGUGUCAUCUAUUAUGUUAUGGGCGUUAUUGACAAUACCGCUGGCCAGUGACUCUUAAUGAAAAGAAACAUAUCCACACUGAAAUUGUUUCGUUUCUGCAGGGAAGUGUGCAAGCGGUGGAUUGUUGCACACAACGUAAUCUGGCCGCAGCAGUGUGGUCACCAAGGUCAAUAGGGGAAAUCCCCACAUCCAACAUCUCUGGAUGCAGUAUUGUCACUAUAUGCAGCCAUUUAAUAAAAUAAAUGUACUAAAAAAAUUAGUUAUACAGCUUGUGUUCAUCAAGUUUACCUCCCAUGUAUUGAUUUGUGUACGUGCCUUCCAUUCUGGGGCUGAAGUGAGGGGAGGGGAUUUUAAUUCGAGAUGUGUAUACAUGAGCAGAAAUUGACAUUUGAAUGGCAACAGUAAAGUCCUAUGCAAAACAAAGGGCAGCUUGUGUGUGUGUGUGUUUUUUUGGUCUCAUAACUGUUUUCAAACUGUUUCUAAAUAUUGGAAGUGUGAAAUGUAACUGGAUUAUGGAUGUUGCAGUAGUGCUUGUUAUUAUAGCCACUUGCUGACUGUGGGAAUUUCAUUAUUUUCAUAUAUAAAAAUAUCACUUUUUCCAAAAACUAUUGCAUUGUGUCCUCGAUGUGU
Molecule: messenger RNA, 5123 nt
Organism: Mobula hypostoma (lesser devil ray)
Lineage: Eukaryota; Metazoa; Chordata; Chondrichthyes; Myliobatiformes; Myliobatidae
Gene: tp53inp2b
Product: tumor protein p53-inducible nuclear protein 2
Exons: 5
Coding region: 619-1326 (235 amino acids)
Biological process (GO): autophagosome assembly; positive regulation of DNA-templated transcription
Cellular component (GO): nucleus; autophagosome
Source: RefSeq, a predicted model, not a curated record